GAGGGAAGGAUGGCCGGCGACCCCAACUGGGUUGGAUCGUGAGAGUGGAAAGGGCGGAGAAGGUGAUCGGCGAAUCCGUGCCUGUUUCCGGAGCAGAAGGGUGAUCGUGGAUCAUCGAUUGCUUCGACGGUGGAACGAGGAGUCAUGGCCGAGGCGGGGCGGAAGCAGGGGAGGACCAACUUCGCGGUGACCUGCACUCUCCUGAGCCAGUACAUCAAGGAGAAGGGCAGCAUCGCCGACCUUGGACUCGGGAUCGCCCAAGACGCCGCUAUAGGCAAAUCGGAAUCGGUUCGGCCUCCGACCACCAUGAGCGUGAUCCCUGGGGCGGACCUCUGCCGGGGAGAGGACGGCGCCAAGGAGAUGUUCCCCCAGAGUGUUGAUCUUGGCCCCGCUGUGUUGGAGGAUGCCAGGGAGGCAGCAAGAGGCCAACUUACCAUCUUCUAUGGAGGGAAGGUGUUGGUGUUUGACAAAUUCCCAGCCGAGAAGGCCAAGGAUCUGAUGCAGCUAGCAACCAAGGGAAACUCAGCAUCACAAAACUCUGUGAGCUCAAGAUCCGUCUCCGUCUCCUAUCAAACUUCGACCUUGGUGCCCAUCACUGCCAACAAUUCACUGGUUCCCCAGGUCCACAUGUCGAGAUCAGCACAGCCUAAUCUUCCUGAUCUUCCUAUUGCUAGAAAAGCUUCACUCCAACGGUUCCUCGAGAAGAGAAAGGAUCGGAUCAAUGCAAGAUCACCAUAUCAAGUGUCUGCCUCUCCCGAAUUGGGGAUUAAUCGAGAGGACAACAAAUCAUGGCUCGGCUUGGGUCCUCGAUUCUCCAUUCCCAGCCUCAGUCCAAGCUCUGAGUAUAACAGAUAGAAUCCUGGAUGCUUCUCCGCUCGAAGCGAAUUAUUCAAUCACAAGCUUUGAUCACUUCCUUUUUGAGGAACUUGCUUCCUUUUUCCAAACUAGAUUCAUGGAUGUUGUCACUGAUCGCUUAGAUUACAGAAUUCUUCUUUCUUGAACUGGAGCUCAUUGCUCCAGGACAGAAAGCAAAGAAAGAAACAUUCUGUAUAUACAUCUAUUUUUGUGAUUUGAACAGGUUUCAAAUCCCAGUAGCUGGAAAUGUUGUUCUCUUCCUUGAAUGGUGUUCUCUAAUGCAAGCUGAAAUAAAUUGUGGCUGUUGAAUGGAA
Messenger RNA from Musa acuminata AAA Group (dessert banana), 1169 nucleotides. RefSeq names its product protein TIFY 10a. The transcript is spliced from 5 exons. Gene Ontology annotation, biological process: response to wounding; regulation of jasmonic acid mediated signaling pathway; regulation of defense response. Gene Ontology annotation, cellular component: nucleus. The coding region runs from base 145 to 855 and encodes 236 amino acids. The record is from RefSeq and is a predicted model, not a curated record. NCBI's taxonomy places the organism in Eukaryota, Viridiplantae, Streptophyta, Magnoliopsida, Zingiberales, Musaceae.